Molecule: messenger RNA, 1139 nt
Organism: Aspergillus ruber CBS 135680
Lineage: Eukaryota; Fungi; Ascomycota; Eurotiomycetes; Eurotiales; Aspergillaceae
Product: putative Phosphoserine phosphatase
Exons: 7
Coding region: 181-966 (261 amino acids)
Molecular function (GO): phosphatase activity
Source: RefSeq, a predicted model, not a curated record
CUGCCAUCUUCUCCCUCGUUUCUGAAUCUCUUUUUCUCAUCUCCCAACUUCUCCUAGCAAUCCCCCUCUUUCCAGAACAUCAAAAGAAACAUUCUGGAUUAUCUAAGUGGUUCUACUAUCUUCUGCUUAAUCUCGCAAAUAACCCUUCGAUAAUCUACGAAUCGCCAUAUCUAGACCACAAUGGCACCCGCCGACCUUCCUUACUUGAAGACCAACCCGUCCGUGAUCUUCUUCACGGACUUCGAUGGCACAAUUACACUUGAAGACAGCAAUGACUACUUGACGGACAAUCUCGGCUUUGGACAGACGAAGCGUCGCAAAUUGAACAUCGAUGUUCUCGAGAAGAAAACCAGUUUCCGAGACGCUUUCUGGCAGAUGUUGGGCAGUGUUAAGACCCCCUUCAAUGAAUGCGUCGAGACACUUUGCAAGGUAAUGAAGCUGGACCCUCACUUCGUCGAAUUCUAUGAGUGGGCCAAGGCAAACAACGUGCCGAUUGUUGUUUUGUCAUCCGGAAUGAUCCCUAUCAUCAGGGCUUUGCUUGAGAAAUUGCUGGGUCACAAACCUGACCACAUUGUUAUCAUCGCCAAUGACGUGGAAAGCCGCGAUGGCAAGCAUAUCAACACCCCAGGUGGUUGGCAGAUCAAGUACCACGACGACAGCCACUUCGGCCAUGACAAGUCGUUGGAAAUCAAGCCAUACGCCCAGUUGCCACAUGAUGAACGCCCUACAUUGCUGUACGCUGGAGACGGUGUCUCUGAUCUUUCUGCUGCAGCCGAGACUGAUCUUCUUUUCGCAAAGAAGGGGAAUGAUUUGGUGACCUUUUGCGAACGCGAAGGAAUGCCAUUCACCACCUUUGAAGAUUGGAGUUCGAUUCUGGCCACCUCUAAGGAUAUCCUAAGCGGCAAGGUCAGCGUCAAGAAAGUAGCCCAAGAAGGCCUGGAAAAGGAGCAAAAGGAUGAGGCCUGAGCAGAUGCCUAUGACAAAUAGACCGGAUAGAUGAUAGAAAGACUCGGGAUACCUUGCCGACACGGUGUAGAUAAUUUAGUACUCUGUACAAGCGAUCAUUAAUCCACGAACAUGAUAACUGUGUACUCCGUAGUCUUGGGUGACAGCGAAUUACUGGAAGCAGUAUAGCGUGC